Carcharodon carcharias (great white shark) is the source of this 1692-nucleotide messenger RNA. It is a transcript of the gene vgll1l, whose product is annotated as vestigial like family member 1. Gene Ontology annotation, biological process: regulation of transcription by RNA polymerase II. Bases 144 to 905 code for a protein of 253 amino acids. Lineage: Eukaryota; Metazoa; Chordata; Chondrichthyes; Lamniformes; Lamnidae. The transcript is spliced from 4 exons. Gene Ontology annotation, cellular component: nucleus. The record is from RefSeq and is a predicted model, not a curated record.
GAGAGGGUGGAAUGAGCAGCUGUCUUCUCCAAUCAGCCCAGCGUGCCUCACUCAAAUAAACUGCAGCAAACGCUGGUGUUUCACUGUGAUGGGAGCUGAAGGAGGAUUCCCUCAUCCGUGUGGCAUUUACCAGUGAUUGAGAUAUGGACAGUUUCAGUACUGAGGAUUGCCUGAGCAGCACACACAUGGAGGAAGCAGAAAUCAUUAGCCAGCAGAAGAAAGUGGAAAAUUCAGAGCAGGUGGGUGUGUGCCCCGAAAUCAGCACAGCGCGAUCCCAGGACACUGAGAGCAGCUCUCGCUACAUGGUCUUCACUUACUUCAAAGGAGACAUUAGCAGCAAGGUGGACGAGCACUUCAGCCGAGCCUUAAAACGAGCCAGCAGUCCCAUAGACAUCUCUUCCAGAAGGAAAGUGGAGAACAUUGAACCAAAGCCAGAUGGGAAACAGUCUGCACAUCAAUGGAGUCCUCGAGCUCAGAUCUGGUCCAGCCCAUACCAAGGACCCAGCCUCUCUGCUGCGCCCAUAAAUGCUGCAGGUAUACCCAUGUCUGUGGCUCAGUACAGGCCAGACAGCCACCAGAAUCUCCGUCUGCAGCCCCACGAGCCAUGGCUCUUACCCACUGUGAGCAGCCAGAGUCUUGACGUCAGCAUCUAUCAUCAGCCAGUCCCUGAGCUGCACCGAAUGAUGCCAGCUACAAUAAACAACAGACAGUAUAGCUCUCUUCUGGCACCGCUGCGGGGUGAGAGGCCAGCUGCUGAACCCAGCCAGCAACAGACUGUGCCAAAGACAAACCCCACGUCCAGCUGGGCAGGCCCAGGACCUGGGCUGACUGAAGUGAGGCAGAGUGUGAACCCUGACCUAGGUUUCCAACAUCAGCAGAGGAGGAAAGACAUCUACUGGUAUUAGGUGGAGCUGUCCUGCUUUAAUCUGUUCUCAAAUUUAAUCAUGAUCCUCACCACUCACCCAGAUCCAUCGCUGCCCUAUCACUCUAAACUCCCUUUUGUCCUGAUAUCUGCUACGUUUUGAUUCCAGGACUUUGUGUUUUUGAGCUCUUCCUGAACUUCACACUCCCAGUGCAGCUCCCAGUGUCGCUCCGAGACUGGGAAGAUAGUUGGUGGUGAGGCAGAGAAACCAGAUGUACAAUGUGUAAAUUCUGGGAGCCUGUUUGUUGAGGUGGAUUUCCUACAACAUGCGGAGGGUUUGUAUAACUAAAAGGCAGCCAUUCGGCCCAUCGAGUCAGUGCCCGUUAUUCACCGGGUAAUCAGGCAGUCAGAAAAAAUUAAUAUCUUGUAUAAAAGUACCAAAUUUUUCACUCAGACUUUGUCUGGCCUUAACCAAUAGUAUUGUCCCAUCAGGUGCAGAGAGAGAUUUGGAUUCAUUCAUUGAUGAGCUUCUAAUUGUGACAGGCCAGAAAGACAGGGUUAAUGUGUUUCCUCAAGUUAAAAACUGGCUUUUACAAAUGCACAUCUCAGGGUAUAAGAAAAAUUUGUAAACCACUUACAUCUAUGUGGCUCCAUUAACCUGGAACAAAAGUGCUUCACAGAAGCAUUAUUUGACAAUAUUUGGCACUGAGGCACAGAAGGAGGUUUGGGGAGGGAAUUCCGGAGCUUAGGGUCCAGGCAGCUGAAGGCAUGGCCACCAAUGGUGGAGCAAUUAAAAUGGAGAAUGUACAAGAGGCUGAAAUUAGAGGAAG